Molecule: messenger RNA, 1710 nt
Organism: Symbiodinium sp. CCMP2456
Lineage: Eukaryota; Dinophyceae; Suessiales; Symbiodiniaceae
Source: the annotation of a GenBank genome assembly
AUGCGUCCACGAGAGACCGGCAAUAACGCAUGGAGAGCAGAACUUGUGAGUUCAGGUCCCCGGGCCCCAGAAGGCAGCUUGCGCAGAGUUGCGUCCAGAAUGCCACCAGCGCAAUCUCCGCAGCUGAUGCAGCUUCUGUUGCUCCUGGUGCUCGUGGGACUAUCUUGGGCACAAGACAUUCAGAUGUGUGAAAAUAUUCGAGAUGAUUUGGGUGCAGCAUCCUGUGCCCAAGUGCUGGAAGGCAAUGCAAAAGGCUUCCGGCUCACUGGAACCAUGAACGAUCCGCUGAGGUUUGCCGGCCUGGGUUUCGAUGACAACAUUGCAGGCGGUGAAACGCCUGGAGCUCUAAAUGUAUGCAUGUUGGCAGCAUUUGGCGAUGGUGGUGUCAUCCCGGCCGCGUGCGUGCCAACAGUCGGAACAACUGCUGACCAAUGGGAUGGAGUGCCGGAGAUGCACUACUUUGGUAUGAUAGGCUUUGAUUGCAGCUUCAACCACGUCGCCUACGCGGUGGGUGAAACCAUUGACUGGGAUUACCCUACAGGGAAUACUUGUGUCGGUGAUGGGGACCUGGACGUGGGACUGACGUCUAUCAAAUGUAUGUUCGAGUCAGCGUGCGAGCUGGGGACUACAACGACUACGAUGGCAGUUGUCACAUCCACGACCUUAACAACCACUCAGACUCAGUCUACGACCUUGACAGCCACUCAAUCUUCUACAUUGACUACCACUCAGUCUACAGUUUCAACAAGCAUGACAAGUUCGAGUGCAACGAACACAGUGACAACGACUGCGGUGACAACCACUCGAAGUUCCACCAUCACAGCGACCUACACAGCAUCCACCCGCACUACUACAACUACAGGUACCGGCACCUAUACAACUGCAACCACCACAUACACAACUGCAACAGUUACCAGAAGCACCAGGUCCAUCACUUCCACAUCGUCACUUGUUUCCACGAGCAAAACUACGACGAGUGCGACAGCUUCUCUCACUCAGACUCGAACAACCGUAUCAACCACUCAUACCAGCGUUACAAUGUCCUUGACGCGAACCUCUGCCACCACCUCCAUCAGCACCACCACACUGACUACGCAGACUGCUUCCAUCACCUCUACGGCUACAAGUGCAACCGUUACCGAAACAAUCACCACCACAGCUACUGGCACUGCCACAAGCAGCGUCACCACUGAAACCUUGACGGCUACGGCUGUGACCUCCACCGGCACUGACACCAGCACCACCACGAGUACUGGUAGUCCCGCUAUCAACAUCACGGGACGUUUCUGCCCGGAAUCACCCAUGAUUGCAAACAGCGCCAGUUUGGCUCAUUGCGCUGGAACGCCUCACAAUGGCGUUUGCGAUGUGGAGUGCUCUGAUGGAUUCACCAGACCCGGACUUGCAGAUGUCGUCCUUGCACUUUGUCAUGAGGGACGCUGGCGAAUCCGAGGCGAAUGCCUACCAGAGGGUACGAAUGUCACGCAAUCGGGUGCGGCCCAAGUCCUGCUUGAUGUCGCCCUGGACCUUCCGGAGCUUAGCAACUUCAGCGAUGGCUAUUACUGGGCGCGAGCACAUGAAACAGCUUUGUAUUGGGCAUUUGCCAAAACGCUCGGGGUGCAUCCAGCAGAACUGCGCAACUUGGAAGAAACCUUCACACAGAAGUCGGAUCUCGGCAUCUCGAAGUGUUUGCAGCUCAAACGUUUGUGCUAG